This is a messenger RNA of Porites lobata, 8296 nucleotides long. NCBI's taxonomy places the organism in Eukaryota, Metazoa, Cnidaria, Anthozoa, Scleractinia, Poritidae. The record is from the annotation of a GenBank genome assembly.
AUGUUAAAGGUAGUUCUCUUAACAUGGGUUUUAUUUUUCUUCGGUUUCGUUAUUUAUCUAGGCUUCGAGUUUCUUCGCGUCUGGAAAAACGGUCAUUCUAAGUUCCAUACAUUGUUGAGUGUGAUCAUACACUUUCUUCUUAACCGCUUUGUAUUUCGUAUCGGAGCAACCGCGAGAAGAAAGCUGGAAUAUGACACAGGAAACUUUUCCUCUGUACAAGAAGAUUUUCUGUUGAAAAUUCUGAAGAAAAAUUCCAGGACUAAAUAUGGAGAAGAGUUCAAAUUUGGUCGAAUAUCAAACAGGCGUGAAUUCUUAAACUGUCAUCCAAUUACAGACUACGACCAUUACAAGAAUUACGUAGGUAUGUAAAAGCAGUUCUUCUUCCCUACUUUUACAUAGUCAGUAAGAUAUUUACUAUCUGCAUUAAAACUGUAUAUUAACCUUAACAAACAGCUAGUUUUUGCUAAAUUUUGUCACUCCUGAUAAUGUCUCAGGUGGAACUACGCUGAGAAUUCGCUGUAUUCUCAGUUCUUUUUACUAAAGCUGUUCAUACAAAAAUAAUUGCAACAAUAGCAAUAAAAAUAACCCUGUGUAAUUUCAAGUUACUUUUCAGCAAAAAUUUGCAAAAUAAUAUUAUUGACAUUUUUUCCGAUAAAUUAUUUAUUUUUUUAAAAAAAGGUCUUCAAUUUUCGGUGCUUGAGCUUGUACGUGCAUUGUAUAAUUUGUAAUUUGUAAUUUGUAACUUGGUUUACCCACGAAGCAUUGACAUUCCCAAGAGCUGAUCCCUAACACUGAUUUCAGUUGAAAGUACACUUGAGUACCUGGACGUAAAAGUCAAGUGCUACUCAAGUUUGAAAUUUAGUCCCCAUAUGUUCCUUUGAUGCUUAUCCUUAAAAUUGGAUGUUUUUAUAAGAAGGCAAAAUCAGGGAAAAUUCGUGAUAUUUCGUGAAUUUGUGAUGACCUUAGUGCAUUUGUUCGCAACUUGCGGAUAAAUCCGAUCACUAUACUUGUAACCUUUAGAUACGAUAAGUGAAAACAAAUCAGUUUGUGCUAACAACUAACAAACGAAUUCCAUACUAGCGUGCGAUUCUUCAGGCACCGCAGAUCACAGUUCAAGUGGACCGACCAUUUUAAAAUUUUUGUCAUGUUCUCGACAUGCUGUCUACCACACUUGGUUUCCUUCUGAACUAAUCAUGCGUGCGCUAAUGCGUGAUUUCAUGUCGGUUAUAUAAUAACAUAAAAGGACUAUCAUGGCUUCCGAGAAAUUUUCCACCAAACGGUUUGUUAGUUUUGCAAUUUUUUUUUCCCACUUGUUUGCCCGGAGGGGAGGUACUCCUCAGAAUUCUUGGUGGAGGUGUACCACACCCAGUUCUCCAACUCCUGACUUAGUCUAUUUUAUAUUACCAGAUCAUGCCAUUUUCCUUACUUGUUUUUAGACAUCAUGAUGGUUCAUGUCAGAAGCAUAUAAUGUUUCUGUUCAUGUAAACAGGAAACCCCUUUCUUUGUGCAUAUCUAUAUCAUGACAAAUUUAACGUUGUGUUGACAAUCUUUCCCCCGGCUUUCUUGUGGGCUUCCUUGCGGUGGCUCACGCGACAUACAUAUCUAUACAGUUGUUUAGAGAAAGGUUGUCAGAAAAAAGUGUGCACACGACAAUCCCGAAAUGUAAUAUGGGAUAUGAUCAAUACACUAUUCCUGACACUGUAGCUGUCGAACCUACUUUUGUUGCUUUCCUUUAGCACUCGUAAACAUAAGUCCAUGGCCUCUCGUGCCAUUCUUUCGAAUUUCUUGGAAGAACAAUAAAUUAAAAGCCACCCACAAUACCUUUCGGUAUGGUUGCGUGCACUCUUUCAGACAACCUUUCUCGAAAUAGCUGUAUACGCCUGAAUUUUGUCAUCUUAGCUUAGGUUAGAAUGCUAACAAAAUUGUUAAAAUUCUGAUCGAUUGAUAUCUCCUAUUAUUUCUCCAUCUGUUUUAUUCAGUUUGGAGCAUGAGAGGAUAAAGCUUUAUCCUCUCUUGGUUUGGAGUUAAAAGGACAAAUAUGUUUGUACCCCCUCGUAGUUCCCUUGAAAAUCAUACCAGAUUUCAAACCAUAAUUUAAUUGAACAACUUUAGGAAUUAAUAGUAAGUAUUUGAAAAAUAUUUUGUUUUGUUUUGUUUUUUGUUUUUUCAAAAGACAGAAUAGCUAAAGGCGAGAAGAAUGUUAUGACUCAUCAAGAGCCUUGGAUGCUGGCAGUUACAUCCGGGACAACAGGAAAAAGCUGCCUAAUCCCCAAGACACGUGACAACUCCCGCGCUUUUGUCAAGUUCGGUUUCGCUGUUGGUGUUUAUCAUACCAUAUUUGGUGCUCUUCCACAGGUGAGACUAUAAUAGACAAAAACAAUCCUAAGACAUACGAGACAAAAUAAUGGUCUAGGAAGAAUCCGGGGUAUCGGAGCCAAUCAGAAACGGUAGAAUGUCUUGAAUGAAUAGUAGUAUUCAUUUCUGCACUUGAAUAAUGUCUAUGACCUUUUAUUUGAACAAGUGGCGAUCGAUGCCAGCCUUUGGAGAUCCAAGGUUUGGAGUCUGUCUCUUUUGCAGUGAACCCAUUUCACGUCGAACCCCCACUUUCAUAAACACAAUUCAAGUUAGCCCCCAAAUUACGACACGACACAAUUACCAGUAGCUCAGGACACGACGUUUUGUACAGUAUGAAGCACAGACUGUAACAAUUUGCUUCCAUUGUGGAAGAGUCUUCUCAGUUAUGAAACCGUAGAAACCGUAAGAUGAUCGGAAACAUUUUCAAAUUUGUGGGCAAGUGGAAAAGUUCAAAACCAUAGCACAGAAAAGCUCAAAAGUCGAUUUUCUUGCCUCAGUCGAUUUGGUCACCCGUACGGCAGAUUGGGAGAUUUAUGCCGUAUUCGGGAUACUGCCGCAAAAUCCAGGUUAGUUAUUGCGUGCCAGGAGCUACAAGCCCUCCCACAACUCGCCUCACGAUUUCUCUUGCUCACCUGAAAAAACGCGGGGAAAAAAAGCCUGUUCCACACGCUACGUAGAGUCAAUUCUCAUGAUUAAGUCGUAUUUAUUAUUUUCAUUUACAGGCAGACAAUUUACAGAAGUGCCUCAAACUGUUUCACGCCCCUGAAAUAAAGUACUCUGAGGGAGGUAUUCCAAUAGGACCCUCAACAUUAGCCCCUUCUCUUCAGUUCCAUGCCCUCUCUACGCCCCGCAUGCUUCUGGACGUCCCUUCGGUGCCCACAGGACUUUACAUUCAUCUGUUGUUUGCGUUAAGAGACAGAGAUCUGGGCUGUAUAUGGAGUAACUUUACGUAUUAUAUUCACGGAGUGUUUGUUUUUCUGGAGGAGAACUGGAAACUUAUGGUACAGGACAUCGAAAAGGGAGAGAUCAAUCCUGAUCUUGAAAUAACAGAACCUGUUCGAAGGUAAGAAUGAACCAAAGAGUUUAAUUUAUCUCGGUGUCUGCUCUGUUGUUAAUACUGAUUUCCUACAUGUGGGAUGUUCCAGGGACGUGAUUAGAUUACACCUCAGUUAACGAGAUACCGUAUUUAUUCGAGUAAGCACCCAACCACGAAUUAGCGCCCACUUGUAAUAAGCGCCCUUCCUAAAGGCAGAAAAAGUUAAUAAGCGCCCGCCUCCUCUUCCUUCAACUCAAACUCAAAUAAGCCCCCACAACCAAAACCCCCCCCCCCCCUUCCCCCUUCCACACAAAAAUGAAUAAGUACUAAUCUAAUAAGAGACUUCCUCGAAGACCAAGUUUUCUUCAGAGUAUUUUACGGGAACUUGCUUACAUCUUCGCGUUUUGUUAUUACCUUUUUUGGAUUUGCUGCAAAAUAAACAUACUACACUUGCUAAAAAUAGUGAAAAUUUAAUAAGCGCCCAGCCUCGAAUAAGCGCCCACCUCGAAUAAGCACCCAUUCUCAAGGUCCAAAAAUUUUAUAAUCGCUCAGGGCGGUUAAUCGAAUAAAUACGGUGAGUAAUUCUCUCUAUAUAAAUUCAUCACAAAUGAAGAUACCAAAGGUUUCGUAACACGAUAAACCUAUAUUUCGGCUGCAUUCAACAGCCUUCAUUAGGGUUAUAAAAGCGGUUACAAAUCCGCGUAAUACUAGCUAGUUUAGAGAUACACAACACUUGAGCACUCGUAACCAACGAACCACUAUAAGCGCGCGCGUUUAACAAUUACCUGUUACUUCUACGAUUUUAUCUACGUCUCGCCGCUUAUUUUGAAGCAAAAAAAAAUCAUCCUCAUUAAGGCCGUACGGGCUCAAAGUGUUUAGUCUAUAACUGGCCCUCCCCGUCUCUCAGUUUCUCCCCAUUACUGACUCUGUCAAUGAGCUGUAUCUGCAGCUGGAUAUCCUCCAAUCCAUGAUGUCCCUCCCCCCCGAAAUUCUUAUAGAUGAGAUCAUCCUGAUCCUACUGCACGCUAUCCAAGUUUCCAUGGCGUCUAAUACGAGUUUUAUGAUUAUUAAACCUCAUUGUAAGUUUCGUUUUUUAGUUUUUGCUACAUACUUGGAGGGCUAUAGUAGCUUUAGGUUGACUUCACUACCGGAGUCUACGCCUCCAACUUUGCAGUUACUGUUAAGUAAAACGGAGCCAGGUUUGUGGAGGUUCUGUUAGCCUACAGUUUUUCGUCCUUGUCUGAGAAGUCUAGAAUGUUUAACAGUUCGUAGACUUUUUCAGAAACAAGGGUCGCACAUUUUCGUUAAUCAUCUGAGGUCCUGAGUAUUGGUUCAGCCGCGAAUUACAGGCGCGGAUCUAGGAUAAAUACUGACCGUUUUCCAAAACGAGCGUCGAAGGCGUAAGCUUCUAGGGGGGUCCGAGGCAUGCACCCCGGUGAAUUAUUUUUUUUUCACUCCCUAAAGCCACCUGAGUCAUUCAGUCAGGAUAUUGGCCAGAUUUUAACUUGGAAAGUUUUUUUUUUCAUGAAAAAUUUAUUUAUCUGUGAAAACUCUGACCGAUUUUCGUAAAACGGUGGAAACCGGUGUGGAUCCGCGCCUGAAUUAGCAGGAUUAAUUCAAUUUUCAAAAGUUGCUCGUUUAUUUCGUGACUGCUUGACAAGGUGUUGGCAGUAGCUGUUCACGAGAGAGGAUAAAGAGGAAUCAGGAAAUAGGCACGGGGGGGUAUAUAUCCUUCCUUACCGGAAAAAAGUUCAACAAAGAAUCAUUUGUGUGCCUCUUGUCCCCCCGUAUGAGGAAAUCCACGACAUUCUUCGAUUCUAAAUACUGGAUUGCGGACAGUCUUUGUCAGUGGCACUUGGAUUCCGGAUUCCAUUCGUUGGUGGGAUUCCGGCUUCCUUGAGCCAUAGUCCGGAUUCCAAGGCCCAGUAUUCCGGAUUAAUUCCACAAUCAAAAAUUUUUCGGAUUGUGGAAUCCUUACAUGGUGCGACUAUUAAAAACACUGUAUUUCUCUCUGUCUGUUUCCUGACAGCGACUUGAACAAACUUCUUAAGCCUGACAAACAGCGAGCGAAUGAUCUCCGGCGCGAGUUUGAGAAAGGAUUUGAUGAAAUAGCAAGAAGAAUAUGGCCGAAUCUCAAAUAUGUACACGGCGUGGUUUCAGGUGAGAAAUGAUGAUUUUUACUCAAUCACGUUUGUUAAGACAAGUGAGCUGUUUCCGCUUGAAUAACAGGAAAUGUCGUUUGUUUUAUAGGAUCUUCAGAGUUAUAUGCUACCCAGCUACGAUGUCAUUACCUUAAAGGUGUUCAACUCUGCUCCACCAUCUACGGCGCGACAGAAGGUUUAAUAGGAGUCAAUCUUUGGCCAUUAGAGGACACGCCUUGUUAUUUGCUUGUUCCGCGAUCGAUGUUUUUCGAGUUCGUACCCAUUGAAAACAGCUACGAGGAACAACCCAAGGUGCGCUUAUUUUCAUUGUUAUUUUAAUUCAGAAUUACCACCAUUUUUUUGCAUUUUAACCUGGGAAUUCACUAUACACAUUUCCCCUUUACAUGUGUGUCUAUUUCUGACACAGAUGUUAAUUUAUUGAGGAAAAAUAAGGGCAGGAUCACCCUUUAUUUUCAUGAUUGGCACAAUGGAUGGAUGCCAGGAUUUGGAGGGGUAGACCUGAGUUCCAUUCCCGUGGUGUCCAACGCUCCAGUUCCUAAAAUAACUGAGGAGAAUGUGUUGCUUGCCUUGACAUCUGCAAUGGUUCAAAAUUCUACUCUUCUCUGAUAAUUAUAGGAAGAAACAUCUCAGACUCACAAAACUUCACUGAUCUGACUUUGUGGAACGUAAAAACACCUCUAGCGCCCUAUCAGUCUUUGGCCCCACUUGGCCACUUCAAUCUGCCAUGAGUUUUGGAACGGGUAGGGAGUAGAGGGCACAUUACUUAGGACCUAUAUAAGUGAAAUUUGUGUCCAUUCAUACAGUUUAGCAGCUAGCUUAUGUAAAAAGACCUUCCUCUCGAUUGCUAAUGACCCGGCCCAUCGCUUACAUAACAUUCUUCAAUCGUCAGGGCCGUCGUGUUAUAAUCUUCGGUGCAAAAAGCGUUUUGCGAUUCCCAAAUGUAAGACCGAGCUUUUCAAAAAUAGUUUUUUAGUUAGAUCAUGUAUUAAUAACGAAUUUUAGCGCUCGGUGAGUUUUGUAAACGAGACUGCGAUGACGUUGUAUAUAUUUUAACAGUUUUAAGCUUUCUUUUUUUAUAUAUUUAUAGGAUGUUAUUAUUUAUUUAGGACUUUAUCAUUAUCAUUUUAUUAUACUCACUAUUGUAAGAUUCUGUUAUAUUAUAUUAUAUAUUAUAUUGUAAAUACACAAUUCAGCUUAGUAGCUGCAAGCUUUUUACAAAUAAACUAUCUAUCUAUCUUAGCAGGUUUUUACUAAGGAAAAGCUGAAUAUCAAAAUCUGCAAAAAAAGGCGAAGCAAAAAAUAAAUAAAGAAAUAAAACAAAGCAAAGCGAAGAAAAAGAAAACAAACACGAUCAUUUUCUCUUGUAUUUUGUAGACAUUGUUCGGUGAGGAAGUCAAGGUUGGCUGCCUGUAUGAGCUCAUAGUAACAACAUUAAGCGGUCUUUAUCGAUACAGAAUUGGCGAUGUGGUGAAAGUGGUUCGUUUUCACAAUAGCUGUCCAGUGAUUACGUUUCAGUACAGACAAGGUCAGCUACUUAAUAUGCGGUCAGAGAAAACGUCUGAAGCGAUGAUCUACGAAGCCAUCACGAAGGUAACCCGAAAGAAAGGCAAGCAUCACCUCGUGGAUUACACAUGCGCAGAGAGUAUCCUGUUGGACUUUGUUCCGAACGGCCGAGCAGUCAUCAAAGAACGCCAAGCAAAGAAGCAUUUAAACCACACAGGACUUGGCAUUGGUGCCAAACCUUUUUACUUGGUUUUCUUGGAGCUGUCACCUCUGAUACGAAAUACGAAGGAUACCGAGGCACUUGAACAGGAGGUAGGCUUCUAAAAAUGUGAAUACCUUAGCCUCGUCUUUGGGCCAGUUAACGCUGUGCGAGUGGAUUAGCAUUAGAUCCCAUCGGCCUAAAACCGUUGGACACCUUAUGAAUAUUUUACACAACGUAGUAUUCCUUAUCUCUUCGGUUCCCUUUGUACUGUAGUUAUAUUGUGUAGAAGCCAUAAGGUAUACUUAGUUAGGUUGUGUAAACUUCAUAAGGUGUCCAAGGGGUUUUAGGUCUAGGCCGAUGAGAUGCAAUGCUAAUGGUGCGAGUGAGGGCCAACGGGAUUAUAUUACCCAGUCUCAGGCCAAAGUCUCCAGAGAAGCUUGACGGAUGACGACACAUCCGAACCUGCCUUGGACGACGGGGAACGAAACUGAAUACCGUAACUAGAAAUAGGUGUCUCGCACGGGAAGGAUCGAUGUACAGAACUGAAACAAGCAUUCGAUCAAUCGAGGCGGAAAGCACCAUGACAAAAUUGCUGGCACCAACGGAUAUGAAAAUAUAACAAUAUAUAUGGGCCACCUGAGUUUGAGGGCAGAUAGGAUUGACGAACAAUCCACGCCCUGCCCGCGCGACCAUUAAAAUACCUCGGGUUUGCGAGGAAUUUCUUGUUUUUCCUCGUUUAAAUGGUCCUAUUGAAGCUCUUAUGAAUCUAAGCCGAAAAACGUUUUAUUUUUUUCUUAGUUGGACGAAGCUCUGUGUGAAAUAAACCCAUAUUAUUUAACCCGACGGGAGAAUGGUGGCUUCAUCGGGAGACUCAGGGUGUGUUUGGUUAAACCUGGUACGUUCCAAAAGUUUCAAGAAUUUCUUCUCCAAGUCACGCCUACUGCGGUCAAUCAGCUGAAGAUUCCAAGAAAAUUAACAUCGAAAGAACAGCUAAUAUUCUUUAUCAACCAACUUGGUCUGAAAAGGACGAGUGCAUGA